This is a messenger RNA of Scomber scombrus (Atlantic mackerel), 2680 nucleotides long. RefSeq names its product dynactin 4 (gene dctn4). NCBI's taxonomy places the organism in Eukaryota, Metazoa, Chordata, Actinopteri, Scombriformes, Scombridae. The transcript has 13 exons. Gene Ontology annotation, cellular component: dynactin complex. The record is from RefSeq and is a predicted model, not a curated record. The coding region runs from base 32 to 1420 and encodes 462 amino acids.
GAAGCUAGCAGUCGGAUGCUCUGGUGAAGAGAUGGCGUCCCUUCUGCAGCCAGAUAGAGUAGUCUAUCUGGUUCGUGGAGAGAAAAAGAUCAGAGCCCCCAUAUCUCAGCUUUAUUUCUGCCGAUACUGUAGCGAGCUGCGGUCUCUGGAAUGUGUGUCUCAUGAGGUGGACUCUCACUAUUGCCCGAGCUGCCUGGAGAAUAUGCCAUCUGCAGAAGCAAAGCUGAAAAAGAACAGGUGUGCCAACUGUUUCGACUGCCCAUGUUGCAUGCACACCCUGUCCACCCGGGCCACUAACAUCCCAGCUCCUCUGCCUGAUGAUCCUACUAAAACUGCAAUGAAGAAGGCCUACUAUCUGGCCUGUGGCUUCUGCCGCUGGACCUCCAGGGAUGUGGGAAUGGCUGACAAAUCAGUUGCCAGUGGUGGAUGGCAGGAGCCAGAGAACCCUCAUAAUCAGCGGAUCUUCAAGCUGAUUGAGUAUUACCAGCAGCUGGCUCACAGAGAGAAGCAGGAGAGAGACAGGAAGAAGCUGGCCAGGAGGCGACAGUGCAUGCCUCUGGCAUUCUCGGAAAAGUACGGGCUGGGUACCAGACUGCAGAGGCAAAGGUCUGGAGCUCCCAUAUCAAGUCUGGCUGGUCUUUCCCUUAAAGAGGGUGAGGACCAGAAGGAGAUCACCAUCGAGCCUGCCCAGGCCCUUGAUGAGGUGGAGCCCCUGCCUGAAGAUUGUUAUACCAGGCCCAUCAGUUUACCAGAGGUGACCACCCUGCGCCAGCGGCUUCUGCAGCCUGACUUCCAGCCUGCGGGAGCAUCUCAGCUUCACCCCAGGCACAAACACCUCCUGAUGAAGCGCUCACUGCGCUGCAGGAAAUGUGAGCACAAUUUGAGCAAGCCAGAAUUUAAUCCGACUUCAAUCAAGUUUAAAAUUCAGCUGGUGGCUGUGAGUUAUAUCCCUGAAGUGAGAAUUAUGUCCAUUCCAAAUCUCCGGUACAUGAAGGAAAGCCAAGUGCUGCUGACCCUGACCAACCCAGUGGAGAACAUCACCCAUGUCACACUGGCCGCUUGUGAGGAGGAAGAUCCUGAUGACAUCAACAGCACUGCCAAGGUCAUAGUUCCCAGCAAGGAGCUAGUCUUGGCAGGAAAGGAUGCGGCUGCUGAGUACGACGAAUUGGCCGAACCUCAAGACUUCCAGGAUGACCCAGAUGUUGUUGCCUUCAGGAAAUCCAACAAGAUUGGUUUCUUCAUCAAAGUGAUCCCUCAGAAAGAAGAGGAUGCCGAUGUCACUGUUUCAUUUAAGGUCCGGCACGACUUCCGCAACCUCGCAGCUCCCGUCAGGCCAAGCGAGGAGGGAGCUGACACCACCACUGAGGCCAUUUGGCUCACGCACCACGUAGAGUUUAGGCUGGGACCACUCGCUCCCUGAACAUGAAAACAUCAACGCUCAAACAGUUCCCCAGUCUUAGUGUUGGGUUCUUUGAGUUAAGUAGGGUAUUUAAAAAUGAUUUCUGAUUCUGCUUAUUAAUAUGAAAGAACUAUUUGAAAUCUACUUGGCAUACAGUUAAUCCAGAGGGAGUUUUUGGUUGUUUUUGUUUCAGCACUAAGUUGCCUCAUCAGACACAUUCUGAAAUAUAUUAUUUAAAGCUCCCUGUGCUGCCCAGUUUAUAAAACAGGAUGACUACACACUACCUGAUACAAGCAUCAAGUUCAACCUGACCUCAUGAGAAGUACUUCAAAGUACUGUAAAUAUAUCAUGCUCCUCAGUUUAAACACGUUACCAUCUAUUAUUACAAACUUAACAUAAAUUGCAAACAGAACAACAUUUAUUUACAUCUUAUUUAAAAAUGUCAAGUUGUAAUUUGUUAGAAAAAUUCUACUUCUGCUGUUGCAGGAAUGUGAAAAACGAUUAAUCACAUAAGCUUAUUUUCUUUAAACCUACCAGUCUCUCCACUCUUACUCUUACAAGUACAUCGUCUUUCAUUAAUUGUGUUGUGCUGCUAAAUGGAAUACUUGCCUCUGCUGUAUGUAGCAAAUAGCUAAUAGCUCAAAGAAGUUGUUGAAUGCAAUAAUGUUACAACAAAGAGAUCACAAGAAACUUUUAUCUUAAAUAAAAGAUGAGCAGAAUCGGAAAUCAUAAUUAAGAACAAUUCAUACAUUUCCCAACUGUGCAGCACACACACACACACACACACACACACACACUUCUGCACUUGCAUAUUCUCGUCAGCCUCCUUUUCUGCAGACAAUAGUAUCGUAUUAACUCGCAUGCUUCAGCUUUAGUAAAUAUUGCAAACGUUAGACAAUGUCAUCGCAGUUACUGAUUCUGUGCUGUAUUCUGUUCAACAACCUUGUUCUCUGGGGCGAAGGUGACACCAGCCCAAAUAAAGAGGAUCGUUUUACUAUUGUCUGAAGUCACACAGUAACUUUCAUGGCACUAUGGAGAGGAUGUAUAAGAACCUCUGUAAAUUACAUUAAGUACAAAGUGUUCAUCGGUUUCAUGUGUUAAGACACUAUGGUUUAUUUCUGAUUUAAAUGCAUUGUUUUGGUUGGUAGGAUUCACUGACUUCUCUGUCAGUGUGUAUUGUAAGUCGCUGUCAUUUUUGGUUUUCAGUGUGUAAACUUAGUAAAACAGAGCCUUACAACACAGUUAAUCUUAUGUACUGGCUAAUAAAAUAAUGUGAUACUG